Metopolophium dirhodum (rose-grain aphid) is the source of this 820-nucleotide messenger RNA. RefSeq lists its product as uncharacterized. The record is from RefSeq and is a predicted model, not a curated record. NCBI's taxonomy places the organism in Eukaryota, Metazoa, Arthropoda, Insecta, Hemiptera, Aphididae. The transcript has 3 exons. The coding region runs from base 37 to 564 and encodes 175 amino acids.
UUUGUUAACAUUUCAAUACUCUUAAUAUAAUAAUUUAUGUUUUUGCAGGCAGCAGAAUGGUGGCUGACUACCGCUGCCAGACUGGUGAACGUUGAAUGCGGGAUGAGUGCACCUGCAUCAUCCGCUACGGCGUUCACCAUAAAGCGGCUGGUAAUCGAGUACGGUAAACGUAGUGACGCUGAGUUGGGUAGCCUGUCAAUAUCCGGGGCAGUUAGCUACACGACCGUACUCAAUGCAUUUGUGCAUCCUAAUGUGUACAGGCUGGCCAUCCUGUACAAAUUAGUCUUUCGGCGGUCCGACAUGGCGGACGUAGUCGAAAGCUUGGAGUGUCUCAUCAACCGGUGUGUGGAGGUCAUACCAGUUGUUCUGCUGAUGGCACACUCCCAUCGCCAGUUAAGCGACUGGAUGUUUGUGUCAGAGAUGGACCUUCGCUCUCGUAGAGUGACCGAAACUCGGGCCGAACUGCAAGACGCUGGUGCACGUCAGUCACUAGUCCGGUUUGAUAGAUUGGUGACUGACCGAGCAGGCGUAUUAUGCAAAAAGGAAAGAGUACUAUGCAGCUAACCCACCUCCUGGACCGCUGUAUAGGUUUGAUGCCAGGCUUCAUUAUCCGUUCCGCGGGGCCUCUGAGCCAUCGAUUCCCGAUAUUGUGUACCGGACCGUGCCUGUUGGGACACCAACCCGCAGGCAGUUGUUCCAUUCAAUUGUAACCGAGGCUGGCACACCUCCGGCGGAAUUGGCCAAGGAUGUAGGGGCUGGGGUUCCGAAGAAACCCCUUGUGAGGGACCUCUAUGUCAAUUGUGCUUCGGGUUUACCUAUU